Zootermopsis nevadensis is the source of this 2058-nucleotide messenger RNA. Its product is annotated as glutathione S-transferase. Gene Ontology annotation, biological process: glutathione metabolic process. Lineage: Eukaryota; Metazoa; Arthropoda; Insecta; Blattodea; Termopsidae. The record is from RefSeq and is a predicted model, not a curated record. Gene Ontology annotation, molecular function: glutathione transferase activity.
CUAAGCGUUAGUGAAAUUUCUUUGUCGUCGUUUGACAUUGACCAAUGAAGACAAAUGAAAUAAGUGCUGUUGGCUGUGGUACUGCUUGGCACUGACAGCGUACAAAAGAUAACGGAGUGAGUCAGAGGGAAGUAUAAACGGUUCAUACCCUUAGGAAAUUAGAGUGGGUGACGCCAAGUGGAUGUAACGGAUAUUGGUUCGCGUACGACCUUGUGUUUGAAAUAGGUAAAUUAGUGAGAACGUUGCCAGUGUACGUUCGUGUGUUGUAUGAUUUUAAAUUAAUAGUGUUUGUAAUAAGGUCAAUUUGAAGAAAGGUGAAACACCAUGCCUCAGAAAUACAAGUUAUCAUACUUCUGUGUCAAGGCACUGGGAGAACCUAUCCGCUUCCUGUUGUCUUAUGGUGGAGUGGAGUUUGAAGAUUAUCGUUUUGAGAAAGAGCAAUGGUCCCAGAUCAAACCAACUACGCCUUUUGGGAAGGCUCCAGUUCUCGAGAUUGACGGAAAGCAGACCCAUCAGUCGGCUGCUAUUUGUCGUUACCUUGCCAAGCAGUUUGGUCUGAACGGCAGCAACGACUGGGAGGCUCUUGAGAUUGAUGCUAUUGUGGACACUCUUACUGACUUCAGACAGCAAAUUGCCAAUUACUACUAUGAUCAAGAUGAAGCUACAAAGGAGAAGAAAUGGGGGCCACUUAAAAAUGAGACUGUGCCUUAUUACAUGUCAAAGUUUGAUGAAGUUGUAAAAAAAAAUGAAGGAUACUUUGUUGGUGGGAAGCUGACAUGGGCAGAUAUUUACUUUGUUGGCAUCCUUGACUACUUAAAUGGCAUGGUGAAGGAAGAUCUAGUGGAAAAAUAUCCCAAUCUGAAGGCCCUGAAGGAGAAAAUUUUGGCACUGCCACCCAUAAAAGCUUGGGUUGAAAAGCGCCCCGAUUCUGAGAUGUAAGAAACGAAAUGUCGGCAGUACCACGAAGAUAAGUCAAAAUUGUACUCUUUCAAGUACUAUAAUAUGUGGUGUGAAGAUUUGAUUUCAAUAUUCUGGAAUAGUAUUUUUUAAUCAGAAUUGCAUCUGUUGUGUUGAUGGGUUUCAUGAAAAGAAAGUAUUUUCAUGCUUCAUUUGAUGCAUGUCAGUUUUUGCUUUACAUGCUAGAUUAUUAUAUUAAAAAUAUUUUUAAGUGUCAUAAUUCCUUUGUAUCAUAACUUGUAUACAUUAAUUUUUUUCACAUGAAGCAGUAGAUAACAUUGGGCCAGGUCAAACCUUUGCAACGUCCUGUGUGCGAGUAUGUACGCUUGAUACGUUGCAUCGGAUAAGUGUUACGUCUGAAACUGACAGCCUCGUUGCUGGUGUUUUUACAUGUUGACACACACGAGAGUCUGUUUCAUAAUGACGACUACAGCCUUCCCUAGGGACCACGCUCUGAACAUCCGUGUUAGAUAAAGCUUCAAGCUUUUAUUCAUAUGUAUUGAAGGUACUGCUUGAUUUUCAUUGUUAUGCAUAGAAAUAUGAAUCUCUUUAAUUUCUUUAUUUUUAAAUCACAAUUCACUACUUUAUGCCAUUGUUUAUUUGUAUACUGUAAUAUACAAAUGCUAUUACACAGUAUGAGGAGCUUUAUGCGUUUUGAAUUUGUCAUCAGGGAGCUGAGAAUUCAGAUAUACAUGAUAUUCUCCUCGUUACGUUGGUUUACGUUACGCACUCGCAUUUCUCAUAUGAAAACUCAGUAUUAAUACUCAGUCAUGACGAGUUUGUGUUUAUGCAUCAACACAUUUUGACUUUUUUUUACUAGUUCUUGAUGAUUUUCAAUAAAAUAUAAAGAGCUUAAGAAAGUAAUUACAAAGAAAUGCAGUAAUGUUGUACCUCAAGGUUAUUGUUCUUGUGUUUACAUUCUUUUUUGCAAAGUUCACAAACAUACCUAAUUUUUAUGUUAUAAAAAAUAUGUAGUCUACGUAACUUGUGGAUUUAAGUUAUGUAUUUUCUUGAGUGUCAUGUAGGCACAUACAUUAUAGAAAUUUUUGAGUGAUUACAGAAUUUAAAAUAUAUUUUCGAAUAAAUGUUGUAAGCAAAGGA